This is a messenger RNA of Lathyrus sativus (Indian pea), 492 nucleotides long. Lineage: Eukaryota; Viridiplantae; Streptophyta; Magnoliopsida; Fabales; Fabaceae. The record is from the annotation of a GenBank genome assembly.
AUGAACAAACUUAAAAAAUUACAAUAUAUCCAUUACAGUACACACGCUCACUCACUAGGUUCAUUCAAUAUAUUUAACAGAGGAGAGGACAAUCCCGCUGAUGCCUCACCACCUUCUCCGCUGGUGAGGUUGUCAUCUUGGGCUUCUCAGUACACCAUUCCCCCCGAGGUCUAUAGUUUCGUCUACUGUGAUGAAAAAGGAAGGUUGCAGAUGGAUCCGGAAGCCGUCGCCACACUUCAACUAGUCAAAGAGCCCAUCGGUGUUGUUUGCGUUUGUGGUCGUGCUCGACAGGGAAAGAGUUAUAUCUUGAAUCAGCUCUUAGGAAGGAGUAGUGGAUUUCAGGUAGCAUCUACAUAUCGACCCUGUACUAAAGGACUUUGGUUGUGGAAUACACCUUUGGUUAUGGAGUACAUGUAUAAUUUCUUCAAAUCUAAUGGUCAUUGCUUUGGUAACCACUACCAAGUUUUCUUUCUUAUCCGUCAUAGCUACUAA